Messenger RNA from Ruditapes philippinarum (Manila clam), 5423 nucleotides. RefSeq names its product interferon-gamma-inducible GTPase 10-like. Lineage: Eukaryota; Metazoa; Mollusca; Bivalvia; Venerida; Veneridae. The coding region runs from base 125 to 1582 and encodes 485 amino acids. Gene Ontology annotation, cellular component: membrane. Gene Ontology annotation, molecular function: GTPase activity; GTP binding. The transcript is spliced from 4 exons. The record is from RefSeq and is a predicted model, not a curated record.
UCUCACCGUGUAAACACUGAAAUGCACGUUACAUGUAUGUGAAUACUGUCAAUAUAAUUUUAUCUAUAGAUUUACCUUCGCCGAUCGUAUUAUCUUUUUGGCGUGUUACAGCAGGAAGAAAGUAAUGGAGAAUUUAUGGUGGAUUUUUGUUUUUGUUUGCGUUGUUGUUAUAAUUGCUGCUGUUUUUCAGUCCAUGGAUCAGUUUUUAGCAAAAAUUCCAUCUAAUAAACAACAUGAAAAGGUUAAGAAAAAGAAUGUGAAACAAUCAACAGAAACAGAUGAAGGUUCAACAUUGACAACGCGUGAAAAAUCGUUAGAUGCAAGUUCGGUCAAGAAACGGAGACAAGUCGGGACGUCUUUCAGGGAAACGUUGCAGUUGGCACACGAAAUGAAUGUAUCACUAUCAAGCGAAUGUUUAUCUGAAUCUGAAGAUGAAACGAUAGAAAACUGCAAAGACGAAAUGUAUGAAGUUCCAGGCCGUUUUGAAAAUGAAUCAUUGUCAGUUCUUAAAUAUGACAAAUGCCGGUCAUUUAUUGACAAAGACGAUCUGAAGAAAGAGAUGGAAAAAGCGGGAGUCUUGCAUGGUCUAAACAAUUACAUCAAGAAUUCUUUUGAAAAAUGGGCUGACAUGGAAUUAAAUGUUGCUGUCACAGGCAAUUCUGGUGUUGGAAAAUCCAGUCUCAUCAAUGCUCUUAGAAAGUUAAAACCUUCGGACGAUGGGGCGGCUGCUGUUGGUGUUUUUGAAUCAACAACAAAAGGUAUAAAAUACAUCUAUCCUGAAAAUCCAAGGGUAGCUCUCUGGGAACUACCUGGCAUGGAAACACAAAGCCUCACAAAAGAGAAAUAUUUCAAUGACAUGAAUUUUCCUAGAUUUGACGUGGUUAUAAUUGUUACAGCUGGGCGAUUCCAAGAAAAUGAUAUAUGGUUGGGAAAAGAGUUGCGUACCAUACGCAAAAAUAUUAUUUUUGUUCGAACAAAAAUUGACAUUGACAUUGCGAACAUUAAACGGGCGUAUCCAGACAUAUUCAAUGAAACUGAAUGCCUGGAUAAAAUAAGAAAUAAUUUAUCAGAAAACAUUCGCCUUGGGGGAAUACCAGAUUUUGUUAGUAAUGUGUUUUUGGUCAGCUCUCCCGAAAGAGAAGUGUACGAUUUUAGUAAUUUCGAUCAGGAACUUAAAUAUUUAUUGAGCAUCAAUGCAAGCGUCAUCAAAGCUUUACUACAUGAACAAGUUCAAAGACAAAUAAAGAAAGACCAAGAAUCGUGCAAGUAUAGAUUCAAAGGUCUCAGUGGUUUCCUUUACGGUUGGACUUUGACAUUUAACUUUGACUCUCAAUUACUUGAUGCAUACCGGAAAAAGUUUUGCAUCGAUGAAAGUUCCCUUGAGCUGAUAGCAAAUGAAUUGAAAGCAACAAAAAGCGAAUUAAAGAGGUAUUUGAAAUCUUACCAGAAAAAUCAUUUAAACGUUGGGAUUAUCGACAAAGGCAAAUGUUUGAAAAUGUGUGCUGAAAUGGCAAAAGACGAAAGGUGUUUAGCAAAUCUUCGUCUUAGCCUUCUUGCAAAACAACUGAAACCGAUUAAGUAGAUAAAUAUGGCUCUGAUAAAUUAAGUGAUAGACUUCAUUAUGGACAAUACACCACAACUGGAGUUAGUAUAUUUUGUCUGAAGUUCCAAGCUUCACAAAUAAUAAAUAAUAAAAUUGCGAAUUACAUGUCUAGGCUAGCAUAACUUCGAAUUCAAUAUUUCUAUGGCGGCAUAAUAACAGUAUCCAAGAACAUUGCAAAGCAAACUAUUAGGGCCACGGCAAGAUGUGUUAUCCAAGUAUUUUAAUUUCUUCAAGAUAUAACAACGGUGAUGCGAUCAGAUGUAGCAGAAACGAAGUAUACAAUUGACUUUUUUUCUCAUUUGUAAGUCGUUUUUAUCAUAAAAUGAGAGACAUUCAGACUAUCAGUGGUAUUGUUCUAAUCUAGGAAUUAGUCCAGAUUUGAGAGGGAACUGAGCUACAAUUGACUAAUUUAUACAAAGGCAUUCUGGACCUUUUCAAUAAAAAACAACAACAAAAAGGUGCCAAUCAAGAAGGUCUAUUGUAUACGCAGUAGAAAUGCAGAUAUGUGUCGUUUACAUCUUAAUUCUAAAAUUUAAGAAAUCGAAAAAAUAUUUCCAAAAGUAAAGAAAAUUUUUUUCAGUAGUUGAUCUGAAAAUAUUAUCAUAUGAAACAUUUUAGUAUGUAGUAAUUAUCUUAUUUUCGUUAAAAAGUGCUAUGACAUAAGAUCGUGUUGAAGAGACAUAGACCGAUUUUGACAAUGAAUUUAGAAGUGGUGUUCCGUAUUAUGCAGAUAAUAUAGUUUUAAAGUGUUAAAAUGUUGUACAUAGAUAAAUGCUUGAUAUCAUUUAAUACAUAAUAAUAAUUAAAUUAAAAACUAUUGAUAAGCUACGUAUUUGAGUGAAAACGCAAUGAAAUUGUCCCAUGAUAUACACUAUGUAUUUUUUCAAAUAUGACUGUAUUGUGAACUAUCACAAGCAUUUGUAAUGUUUAAAUAUUGAACAUAAUAAGCCAAUUUUAAUGAAUACAGGUGCAAUAAUUUAACUUUUGUAGUUUGGAAUGGAUAAACAUGGAAUGCGCUUCAUUUUUGUCCUUGUGUAAUUGCUCCUCCACGAAUCUCGUGAAAUAUUUCUUUAAUCGAAAUUCUUUUAUUUUAUAUUCAAUACAAUCUAACGGUAACUGACACAUACAAUAUUUAAUGUAAAUUUAUCUUCCACUGUCUGUUAUGAAAAUAUCUCAUUGUACUGAAGUACGCAGAAGCGAAAUUUUGUGAUGUCAGUGUAUCCGUCGUUCAUCGUCAUCAAAGAUUUCUUUAAGCAACUUCUUCCUAACCAUUUGAUAGAUUUGGACUCAAUUUUACAAUAAUGAUUUGUAGGCGGCCCUCUGCGAAUAUUGUAAAUUGUUUUACUCUGAUGCAUAAUUAGGUCACAGGAGCUAACAAAUACACUUUAAAAAUGAAAUCUUUCAAACUCUUCUUUAAGAAUCUACAUUGCAAAAAGAUAUGAGGCAUUGAACAUAACCUUGUGGUCUUCUAAAUCAUUACCCUUGGUCAAAAUUGGUCGCUUUAAAAAACUUCAUUUAUGUCUUCUUUUGUAGAACUAUUCUGCAAAUAGUCCUGGGCUAAAAAAAAUGGCUUAACCCUGGGUGUAACUUAGUUAAGAUGUGUGAGUAUAGUAAAUUGUCUUUAAAUCUUUUUCUCUGAAAGAACAAUUCCAAGAAAUUGGAUAUUAUGGAUUGAGAAAUUUGACCCCGCUCCGUGGGACAAUUAUUUCAUAUAUAGAUUUAUAUAGGCAAAUAGAUUAAACUACAAUAUCUAGAGCUUAGAUAAUUGGCUUGUUCGAGAGGUGCCCAACUUAUUUUUGAACAAAAGAAAUCCGUGCUUAGUAAGACACAUGCACGAUUUUAUAGUGGCUGUUGUGUAUUAUCGGUUUUGUUACAACCUAUGUAUACAUUUACAUGUACCUUAGCUCGAUUGGAAAACAUGGUACGUACUAAACCGCAGCUACAGAAGUAUUCAUAAGGAGCUUAAAACUAUGGGUUAUAGCAUUUCUUUGGGCUCCAUCAGGAAUAUUCGCUACCAAAUAGGGUUACAACGCAGUGUCACUUCUCCGAAUGUUACAGGGGGACAUUUACAAAACGGCCCACGGCGGCUACACCUGACGUCAUUAGGAAGGUUGGCCGUUUCAUCGCCAAAGUGAAUCCGCCUACUCAAAGAGAAAUGGCUUCAAGAUUGGGUGUGUCAAAGGGAACUAUCUAUAACAUUAUCAACAAAAUUCUGAACGCAAAAUUACGAAAGAAGUGCAAAGUUCAUCAACUAAACAUGGCUCAAAUUAAGAAGCACAGGGCCAGAUCUUGGAAGCUUUAUCUGAAAUUAAAAUGCAACCAAUGGAAAAACUUUGUCACUUCGGAUGAAGCUAUGUUUUACUUAGGCGGAAGUUAUGGGCGAAGAAAGGUAUGUUAUAUUAGAAAAGGGGAUAACCUUGGUGAGAAAUUGAAGUUUGUUAAACGCGAUGCUUUUGCUAGCGGUUUCAUGGCAUGGGCUGGUGUGUCUUCUAGAGGGAAAACGGAGAUUCGGAUCAUCGAUAAAGGUACAAAGGUGAACUCUGAGUACUAUAUCAACAAAGUGCUCAAGCCAUUUUUGGAGAAAGAAGUUCCAAGACUUUUUCCUGAGGGGGCAAAAGCAGUGACAUUCCACCAGGACAGUGCAUCUAGCCACACAUCUUAAAGAACGCUGUCAUUUCUGAAAAACCGUCAAAUUUACUUUAUUACAACCGAGGAGUGGAUGCCAAAAUCACCUGAUGCUGCACCGAUGGACUUUGGGAUCUGGGGUGUUCUAAAACGUCGGCUGCAGAAGCGGCAAAUAAACAUGCUUGUCGGUCUUAAAAGGGCACUUAAGAACGAGUGGCGCAAACAUGAUCAAGAAACUAUAAAUUCGACUUUAAAAUCGUGGCAAAAGCGUUGUAGAAUGAUCUACAACUGUCAUGGGUCUCAUAUUGAACAUUUACUACAAUAAAUGAGUAUUUCUAAAGAAUUGCUUGAAGUUUUGUUUUUGUUCAAAAAUAAGUUGGGCACCUCUCGUAGCAUUGCUUAGUGAACAUCUACUAAAGUUAUAUAAGUUAUGCCACGGAGGUCAAAAGUGGCAACAACCUAGGGUCAUUUAGUUUAUAUAGACAUGUACAGUAAGAAUGUUUUUAAAAUGUUCGUCAGAAAGAUAAAUGCCCAGAAUUUAGAUAGUUUGCACGUAGCAUCACCUUGUGGCCCUCUACAAAAUUUAUAUAAAGCAAGACGCUUGGCUCAAUCUGCUCCUUAGCCACUAAGUUUAUACAGUGAAUCAUAUUUAAGAAUGACUUCUUGUGUGAAAUUGUGAUGCCAAGAGCUUAGACAAAUAUGACUUCUUUACUUACUUUUACAUUAAAAGUAUAAAUUAUGGUCUUUUCCAGUUAUGAAUUAUAGGUGAGCGAUCCGGGGUUGUCAUAGCCGUAUGUUUAUUUUAAAUUGUUCAGUUCAUUCGAUGUUUACAAGUUGUAUUUAUAGAAUGUGUAUACAAAAUGUUAUACACAUUGAACAAAAGUUGUGAGGCGUGAAAAUGCAUCUAAGUGGUGAUGCAUCUAACAUCUUGAUGAAGUUUAUGUUUAGAGUAAAUUGUGGAUAUGUAGACUAUAUACAUUAAUAGUAUGCUGGCAGCGUUUAACUGACAUAAAUGUGUCUAUGAAACAAAUUCUAAAAUUUAUUAUUUUUCUGAAAGUGUGAGUUUUUGUUGCACGUAUUCAUUAUCUCUCAUGUACAGACUCAAUCAAACCGAGUCUGCAAUUCUCUUGUAAUUUUAUUGUGAUUAAUGCUUCCGAGGGAUCACUUUGUUACCAGAUUUUUCCUAUACAUGUAU